Synchiropus splendidus (mandarinfish) is the source of this 3421-nucleotide messenger RNA. RefSeq names its product ADAMTS-like protein 2. The transcript is spliced from 20 exons. Lineage: Eukaryota; Metazoa; Chordata; Actinopteri; Syngnathiformes; Callionymidae. Gene Ontology annotation, biological process: extracellular matrix organization. The record is from RefSeq and is a predicted model, not a curated record. The coding region runs from base 136 to 3057 and encodes 973 amino acids. Gene Ontology annotation, cellular component: extracellular matrix. Gene Ontology annotation, molecular function: metalloendopeptidase activity.
UUCAGUGGAUGUCUGUUUGGCUCACCAAGGAAGUUGUCUUGCAAACGGGAAUCAUAUCAUCAAUCAACAUCAAUUUUCAUAAUCAUAAACACUCAUUUUAUUUUCUAAGGGAACCAGUUCUAACCUCUUUGAUAAAUGGAAUUUUUACUCAUCCCAAAAUUGCAUGAAAGUGAACUGAGGGUGGAGAGGCGUAACAUCCAUCUACAAUUGCAGAACUAUGAAGGCCCUGUUGUCAAAAAGUCACCAGCCAAGGAAGAGGUGUUUCAUUGGUGGGGGGAGUGGUCAAGCUGGUCAUCUUGUUCAAGGAGCUGUGGAGGAGGGGUGAGGAGCAAGGAGAGGCACUGUCUUAUUCAGAGGUUUUCUACCACCGAGAGUAUAAACAACUCAUAUUGCAUCGGCUCUCCUAAACAGUACCAGCUCUGCCCAAACCAGCCUUGUCCCAGCUCAAGCCUUAGCUUCAAACAGCACCAGUGUUCACAGUUCAACUCUAAAGCAUUUGGAAGAAAUUAUUAUGAGUGGAUUCCUUUGUACCCAGCCGAUUACAUCAGUAUUUCCAAUAAACCAUGUGACCUACAGUGCACGACCGUCAGUGGGGAGAGGCAAUUGUUAGUUCCUGCUCAUGACGGCACCUUUUGCCGUGACACAAAAUAUCAUGGCAUCUGCAUAGAGGGUACAUGCCAGCCAGUGGGAUGUGACGGGCAGCUGUAUAGCACAAAGAGUGUGGACCGGUGUGGUGUUUGCGGAGGAAAUGGGACUUCAUGCCAGCGAAUUUCAGGCUCGUACAGGAAGGCACUCACACAGUUAGGUUAUUUGUUCAUCAUCAACAUACCAGCUGGAGCCACCGAUAUUCAAGUCAUUGAGCGACACAAGACUGAGAACAUCCUGGGUGAGAACCUCCAUCUUUUUUCAGCCUUAUCAGAUGAAGAAGGAAACUUUAUCUUCAAUGGAAACACAGUGUUUGACCAUCCUCAGAACUUUAAAGUGGCAGGAACAAUAAUUAAGUACCGCCGCCCUGGAAAUGUUUUUGCUGAUGGACUGGAAUACAUCAUUGCCCCGGGACCCACUCUGCAGGGACUUAAUGUCAUGUACUACAACAUUAAUGGGAAGCUCCCACACAUCACCUAUGAGUACACCAUUCCUCUCCAGCCUCAUCCUGCCACCGCAGUUGAAGACAUCACCUUGGGCCCUCUCCUCACCUUACUAAACUACACCUAUGAAAAUGUUAACAACAGCAGAGGGAUGGCAAACGCCCAUCCCUAUGAGACAGACCCCCAGCAGAAGAAAGAUGAGCAAGUGGUGUGGGAUGGUCUGACACCAAGUCCGCACCCUCCUGCUGCCAUGGUGAUGUACAGACCAGUUGAUACCACCAGGCAGGUUCUUAACAAUAAUGUGGAAGGAGGAGCUCCAGGGCCACCUAGCUACUUUCCCAAGGAGGCUUCCUCCAACUUGAUCGAUGACCCUUCAGCUACUGGUGACAACACAUUGGUUCCUUCUUUUCCGGGUAGUCAGAGUGUUCAUUCUGUUGUGCUGCCUGAGGCGACACCAUUUCUUCUCCUGGAGAAACAUCAUUUCAAUAAAACACACUCCCACACUAAGCCAAACGUGCAGUCAGUUCAACGUACAGUGAUUGAGCCAAGUGCUUUAUCACAUGCUCCGAACACUGACUCAGAGCUGGAGCCACCAACAAAAAUACUUUCUCUUACUGAAACAAGAGACAACAGCUCAGAUUCCCAAACACCCAAGUUGGUGCAUAUGCAGCAGGCGGUCGCUGUGCUUGCUGCCAGCACUGAAAGCAAUGACUUUGAUGUGGGUCUAGUUGCGGACAUCAGUCUCGCAGACAUGUACCGCUGGAAGGUGUCUGCCUAUGCUCCCUGCAGCUCAACCUGUACCACAGGUAUAAGCACCAGCUAUGCCCUGUGUAUACGUUAUGAUGGGAGUGAAGUUGAUGACAGUUACUGCGACUCUCUGACUAGACCUGAGCCCACACAUGAAUUCUGCACUGGAAAGGAAUGUCCUCCAAGGUGGGAGACGAGCGGGUGGAGUGAGUGCUCUCGAACUUGUGGAGAAGGGUUUCAGUAUCGGACUGUGCGAUGCUGGAAGAUGCUGUCACCAGGCCUCGACUCUUCAGUCUAUGAUUCCUUGUGUUUGUCACAUGACCUUCACAAGCCAGCAAAUCGUAAGGUUUGCUUUGGCCAGAGCUGCGGACCUCAGUGGGAGGUGUCAGAGUGGUCAGAGUGUUCUGCUCCUUGUGGUUCUCGAGGGCUUCGCUCCCGGGAGGUUCGAUGCUCAAUGGAGAUGAAAUUGUGUAACGAUUCGUCUCAGCCAAUGAAGAGUCAAGAAUGUGAAGGCCCUCCAUGUGACCGGAGGUGGACUGUGGCUGAUUGGGGACCUUGCUCAGGUGUUUGUGGAGAAGGAAGGAUGGUGCGAGGUGUCACAUGUCGGUCAUCUACCGGGGUUGUGAUGUCAGAAGAGCAGUGUCCUCCUUUCCUACGACCCCUGGCCAUCUACCCUUGUGGUGACAGAGACUGCGCUCCCCACUGGGUGGAACAGGAGUGGCAACAGUGCAAUGCCACAUGCGGUCGUGGGGUGAAGAACCGUCAAGUGGUGUGUGCCGGCCUGGAGGGCGGUGUGUUCAAAGAGUUUCCUGAGAGCAGCUGUGGUCAUAGGAGCAAACCAGAGACCAGCUCCUCAUGUUUCCAGAGACCCUGCUCUAAGUGGUUCACCACCUCCUGGUCUCAGUGCAGUAAGACCUGUGGGAGCGGUGUCCAGGUCCGGGAAGUGAAAUGUUAUCAAGGGGAGGAGAUUGUUACUCGGGGACACAGCUGUGACUCUUCCCUCAAGCCAGACGCCAAACAGAAGUGUGAUAUUCAGAGUUGUCCCACCGACUCAACAGUUAAUUCAGAACCAGAACCAGCACGGGCGCCGUCUCCCUCAGGAGACAGCUCCUGCAAUGAUAAGCCGACAGCCAACUGUGCCUUGGUGUUGAAGGUGAAGCUGUGUACUCAUUGGUACUACAGGAAGGCCUGCUGCCAGUCCUGCAACGCACCCCGGCCCUAAACAUCCUUCAGCCACAGACCUUAGAGCUCACUCCACACAUAUAAUGGUGCUACAGAAACCUAUGCUGCUAGCAAUGUACGACCUGAAGACAUCAACCUUAUUACUGUUAGCCUCACACUGAUGUCAAAGGUUCGCUUGUGGUCACCUGUCAUUGUACUUUUUUGUUGUCACUCAUGGAAAUGAUCUUGAAUGUUGCUUUUUUUAUGUUACGAUUUGAAUACAGUUGCUUAUAUUUGGUCCUGACUUGAAUGAAUAUGAAUCUACUUUUUAUGUAUUUCUGUGAUAAUGUGCAUUAAAAUGACAUGAACUCUCUGAUAAACGAAUGAGUUGAAUAAAAACUAUCUCAGUGGAAACUGAGAUGACU